CAUGUGUCCGCCGCUAAGCCUCCUGAGAAGAAAAUAAAAACAUUCAAUCUUUUUACGAUCUCUCACGACCAGGAGACACCAACCACACCAUGGAUGACAAGGCCAAAAAGGCCCUCAUUGAAGAGGCUAAGCAUGCCCAAGAGGUCGCUCAAGAGGUCGCCCUAUCGGGCGCAUACCUCUAUCCUUUCAAGGGCAUAGUGUACUUCGCGUACCACAAGGACCUCUGGCGUCCGCUCCUCUCACAAGUCGGACAAAUCAGUAGUCUCGGUUUCAGCGUGACAGGCGCCAUGUUCUUCUUCACCUACGUACCACAAGCAGCUAUCAUGUCUUUCACCAGCGGCCCGUUGGCGCCCAUAUCCGCCGCUCUGCUCAUCCUCAGCGAAAGUUCUGCGAUCACGAACUUUCUCGCUCGCUCUUUCCUCCUGGAAGAGGCACUGACGGAUACCUUCGACGGCACGCUCAUUGCCCGCGGUCAUGAGUCGCUUGUCGCGGAGGGUCGGCAGAUCAAGCGGCAGGCGGGUAGAGAUGCCAUUGCCCGGUUGGGCAAAAUGGUGAAGCGCCCCCUGGCUCGGAUGAAGCCGCAGGCGUUGCUGCAUACGCUUAUCCUUCUACCGUUGAAUUUUAUUCCGGUGGUGGGAACAGCGAUGUACGCAUAUGCGCAGGGAAAGAAGUUAGGGCCCGUGGCUCAUACGAGGUAUUUCCAGCUGAAGGGGUGGGGUGAGAAGCAGAAGGAUGCAUGGGUGGAGAAGAAUAGGGGGGCGUAUACGGGGCUUGGAAUGGCCUCGUUUGUGUUGGAAAUGAUUCCUUUCGCUUCUAUCGCGUUUUCGUUCACGAACACUGUGGGUGCGGCACUGUGGGCGGCGGAUUUGGAGGCGGUACGCAGGUAAAAUUUGUUGUAUAUACUCUGGUUGAAAACCAGCAUUCGAUAUACCUCUGGAAGUGUACAAUAAAAGCAUCAGUUUUGAGGGCCAUUCUUGGCAUACAAUCAUUACUCCGUGGGUGUUUAAUAAGGGUUUGAUUUCUGUUCAGGUACCUAUUUCAUUUCUUGUGGCGCCAGAUUGAUAGGAUAUGGUUCAAUUGCAAAUGAACACGGAUACAGUGGAGUAA
This is a messenger RNA of Aspergillus caelatus, 1107 nucleotides long. RefSeq lists its product as uncharacterized. The coding region runs from base 90 to 887 and encodes 265 amino acids. Gene Ontology annotation, cellular component: ascospore wall; lipid droplet; prospore membrane. The transcript has 3 exons. NCBI's taxonomy places the organism in Eukaryota, Fungi, Ascomycota, Eurotiomycetes, Eurotiales, Aspergillaceae. The record is from RefSeq and is a predicted model, not a curated record.